Lasiosphaeria miniovina is the source of this 4191-nucleotide messenger RNA. Its product is annotated as CNH domain-containing protein. Lineage: Eukaryota; Fungi; Ascomycota; Sordariomycetes; Sordariales; Lasiosphaeriaceae. Gene Ontology annotation, biological process: intracellular signal transduction. The record is from RefSeq and is a predicted model, not a curated record. Gene Ontology annotation, molecular function: guanyl-nucleotide exchange factor activity. The coding region runs from base 1 to 4191 and encodes 1396 amino acids. The transcript has 3 exons.
AUGGCCGACUAUCAGCAGGAUCGAGCGCCACCUCCGCGGCCGAGCCAGUAUGGGCACUCGAACAACUUCCAACGGGACGCCGCAUUUUCCAACAUCUUCGGCGCCGACCCCCCGCCCGGCAGGUCCCAGACCAUGACUUCAUCCGUCGCCCCGCCGUCGAUAAUGCACGAGGGGCGGGCCCAGACAAGAACACCAGGCAUCUCGACAAUACCGAGGCAACCGCCCCCGCGUCUGCCGCCCGGGGCUGGCUAUGGAGAUAACGCACCACCGCCGCGGGCGCGACCAGCUGAACCCGCCCAGCCGAAUAACUACUACCCAAACCAGCGAUCAGCAUCCACCGGCCAGCAAAUGCCUCCCCAGUAUCUCCAACAACAACAACAGCAGCCGCAACAGCAGCAGCAGAUCCCACGGCGGCCAUACCCGUCCCCACCACAGGGCCAGCAACAGCAACAGGGCCCACCCCGGUUCGAGUCGAUGCGAAGUCCACCUCCAGGACAGCAGCCUCGGUUGGAUUCGAUGCGUGGUUCGCCGCCGGGAAUGCGAGGCUCGCCUCAGUUUGACCCAAUGCAAAGCCCGCCCACGACGCAAAACCCUCCCACCAUGCGAAGCCCUCCGUACGGACCACCGCAAGGCCAGCCACGACUGGACUCAAUGCGCGGCUCGCCGCCUCAGUUUGAUCCUGUGCGGAGUCCACCAGGGCCACAACAACAACAGCAGCAGCAGCAGCAGCAGCAGCAGCAGCAGCAACAAGGGUACGGGCAGCCUCGAUUAGAAUCGCUGCGGGGUUCACCCCCCCAAGGGUUCCAGAAUAACGCCCAGCCCGGACGGACGCCCGCACAGCGCUUCUAUCAGGGUGGUCCCGCGCCGGCCGUGAAUUCGGAUCCCUACCGAUCGCAGUCCAUGGCGAGCGCUCCCAGGCAGCCAGUGUACAGCCCUCCGCCUCAGGCAUAUCAGCAGCAAGCACCGGCCAAUGCCUUUCGUCAUGCCCAGUACGCCCAUGGUCUUCCGCAGCACUCUGCUCGCACGACCGCGCAGGGUCGGAUAGUCCCCGAUAGACAUCUUGAAGACCGCUCCAUGUCAAUGACCGGCUACCCCUCGUACGAUCGCGACCCUCACCAGACGAUGAGCGGGCGAGUGAUCCCGAAUCGCAGAAUGCCCGGAGCUAGUCCCAACGCGACGGAACAGGCAUCUGCUGGUCCCAACGUGCCUUAUCUGGCUGGCUACGUGCCCGCGCCUGGGUCCCAGACAAGGACGACUAGCAUGGCAUCCUCGACAGGGGGUGCCGACAGCGGUCGGUCUAUGUCGAUGGCUUCAACAAUAGCACCCUCGAUCGCCCCGAGUGACAGGACUGAGGUCCAGACCCUGGAGCAUCGGCCAUCCGUUGCGGGCUCGGCUACCAGUGACCGCCCACCCACUGCCAAGAUAAGACCGCCGAUGGUGUAUCCGGCUCUCCUUUCUCGCGUUGCCGACUGCUUCCGACAAAAGAUUAUUGUGGGUGAACGGACGAAGAAUGAACUCACAUACAAGAACGCUUUCAGCGGCGGCGAAGCCGUCGAUGUUCUCUCAUAUAUUAUUAGAACUACCGACAGGAACCUGGCGUUGCUUCUUGGCCGCGCCCUUGACGCCCAGAAGUUCUUCCACGAUGUCACCUACGAGCAUCGGCUGCGGGACUCGACAUACGAAAUGUACCAAUUCCGAGAAACAAUGACAGAGGAGACCGAGGAGAAACCGGCAGUCAAUGGAGUCUUCGUUCUGCUGUCCGAGUGUUACUCGCCUACCUGCACACGAGAUCAGCUCUGCUACUCGAUCGCAUGCCCCCGACGACUUGAGCAGGUGUCCAGGCUCAACCUCAAGACAGGCCCCGGACUGAAAAAGGAAGGAGACGCCACAGUCAACGACGACGACGUUGACAAAACGGAUGAGCAGAAGCUGUGGAUCAAUAGCGUGCCCAAAGAGAUUGCCGAUAGCAUUGGCGACAGGGAGAAAAAGAGGCAGGAAGUCAUUUCCGAGAUUUGCUACACGGAACGCGACUUUGUCAAGGACCUCGAGUAUCUACGCGACUUUUGGAUUUUGCCUCUGCGGGGAAAGAUUAGUACGUCGGCGAUACCUCUCCAGCGACGGGAGCGCGUCGUCCGGACCAUUUUCAGCAAUAUUAUCGACACACCGAGCAUACACGGCGUUAGCUCGCGGUUUGCCAAGGCCCUGACCGAGCGGCAACAGAAGAGCCCCGUCGUCCAGAAUGUUGGAGACAUAUUUUUGGAGUUUGUGCCUCAAUUUGAGCCCUUCAUCCUCUACGGGUCAAAACAGUUGGAAGGGAAAUUCGAGUUUGAAAACGAACGGGCUAUCAACAAGGAUUUCGCCAAAUUCGUCGACGAUGUUGAACGGCGGAGAGAGUCAAGGAAGCUGGAACUCAACGGCUAUCUCACCAAGCCCACGACCAGACUUGCUCGGUACCCCCUUCUCUUGGAUAACGUCCUCAAAUACACGGAAGCCGACAGCCCGGAUAAGCAGGACAUUCCCAAGGUAUUGACAAUGAUUCGAGACCUACUGAGCCGGGUGAACGCCGAGUCUGGCAAGGCGGAGAACCGGUUCAACCUACGACGUCUGCACGAGCAGUUACGAUUCCGCCCCAACGAUAGAGUAGACCUGAAACUCACAGACGAGGGCCGCGAGCUCGUCUUCAAGAGCCAGCUGAAGAAGUCACCCACAGAACAGGCCGACAUCACAGCCUUCCUCCUCGACCACGCAGUGCUCCUGGUGAGAGUCAAGACGGUCGGGAAGAGUGAGGAGGUGAAAGCCUACCGCAGGCCUAUCCCAUUGGAGCUUCUCUCCAUUAAAGAGAUGGAGGAGGUCAUUCCACAGUCGGGUGCCGUUAAGAGAUCUUCGUCGAGUCUGCUUCCGCUUCGCAAUUCAGGAAGCGACGCCAAGAAAGGGGAAGGCUGGCCAAUCACCUUUAGACACCUGGGCAAGAAUGGCUACGAGUUAACUCUCUAUGCCUCCAACCAGUUGGCCCGGCAAAAAUGGCUUGAGUUUAUCGAUACCGCCCAGCAACGUCUCAGGGCUCGUGCUGAUUUCUUGAGCACGACUGUACUCUCUACCAACUUCUUUUCUGGCCCUAACAAGGUUAACUGUGUUGCGCCGUUUGACGGCGGCCGAAAACUCAUCUACGGCACAGAGAACGGCAUCUACGUAUCAGAGCGCAAAGCCAAGGACAAGGACUCGGCAAGACAGCCUAGACGUGUCAUUGAGGUGCCGAACGUGACGCAAGUAGACGUUCUCGAGGAGUACCAGCUCCUUUUAGUGCUCUCCAGCAGGUCUCUCUAUUCCUACCAGCUGAGUGCAUUGGAUCCCAAUGACCCGCUCUCGGCCAAACGCGGAAAGAAGAUCCAAAGCCACUGCAACUUUUUCAAGACGGGCAUCUGCCUUGGCCGGCAUUUGGUAUGCUGCGUAAAGAGUUCGGCCCUUUCGACGACGAUCAAGGUCUACGAGCCGAACGACGCAAUGUCCAGGACUAAGAAGCAAAAGGGCCUGAGCAAAAUGUUUAAUGCAGGCCAAGACGAGCUGAAACCGUUCAAGGAGUUUUACAUCCCGACCGAGUCCACCUCGGUGCACUUUUUAAAGUCCAAGCUGUGCGUUGCAUGCGCCCGGGGCUUCGAGGUGGUCAGCCUCGAGACUUUGGAGACGCAGUCACUCCUGGACCAGGCCGACACGUCGCUUGACUUUGUAGCAAGAAAGGAAGGUGUCAAGCCGAUCCACAUUGAAAGACUGAACGGCGAGUUCCUGCUGAAUUAUAGCGAGUUCUCCUUCUUUGUCAAUAGGAAUGGCUGGCGGGCGCGGCCCGAAUGGCGCCUGGAUUGGGAAGGCAGUCCGCAGGCCUUCGCGCUUAGCUACCCGUGGAUCUUGGCGUUUGAGCCCAACUUUAUCGAGUUGCGAAACAUCGACAAUCUCUCGGUGCACAUUGUGCCUCACAAGAACAUUCGGCUGCUCCACAGCAGUACGCACGAGAUAAUAUUUGCGUAUGAUGACGAACGAGGCGAGGAUGUCAUUGAGGCUCUCGAUUUCUGGAAGAGUCAACGGAAGUCCGAUAUUUACCACAUCGCCGCCAAUUCACCGCCAAGAGCAGAUGUGUACCACGGAACUGCCAGUACCCCUUCGUCAGCCUCGCUGGCUCGCCAUAAGCUCGUUGACUAG